Messenger RNA from Gossypium raimondii (Peruvian cotton), 2370 nucleotides. RefSeq names its product transcription initiation factor TFIID subunit 12b. The coding region runs from base 131 to 2041 and encodes 636 amino acids. Lineage: Eukaryota; Viridiplantae; Streptophyta; Magnoliopsida; Malvales; Malvaceae. The record is from RefSeq and is a predicted model, not a curated record. Gene Ontology annotation, biological process: RNA polymerase II preinitiation complex assembly; DNA-templated transcription initiation. Gene Ontology annotation, cellular component: SLIK (SAGA-like) complex; transcription factor TFIID complex; SAGA complex. The transcript is spliced from 9 exons. Gene Ontology annotation, molecular function: DNA binding; TBP-class protein binding; protein heterodimerization activity.
UCUCUUCAUACACUUCUUUUCUUUUUCUUUUGUUUUUUUAAUAGAAAACGGAAUUCCAAUUUCACCUUGAAUUAGCAUUUUCAACUUGACGCAGAAACCAUUAAAAAUCACCCAAAAAAGAAACCCGGGAAUGGCCGAAACGACUGCUGCUGUUACUACUACUACAUCUUCUACGCAAUCUCCGAAUCCCAUGAUGAUGGACCCUUCACAACCGUCAUCAUCAGCGAUGCCUACACCUGCACCGCCGCCUCCCACGGCGGUGACUACGACUUCAAGAACGUUAGCGCCUGCACCUUCAACGAAUUCCUCAAUUCUUCCUCAAAACAACAACAAUCCUUCUCCUUCUCCUUCCAUUGACCCUUCUUCACUGCAAAAUCAACAGCAGCAGCAGCAGCAGCAGCAAAUCUCGCAAAUUUUGUCUCCACCUCUUCCCCAACAACAACAUCAACAGCAGCAGCAGCAACAGCAAACACAGCCAAAUGUUGCAGCUUUAUCAAAUUUCCAAAUCCAGCAAUCCCUUCAAAGAUCUCCAUCUAUUUCACGCCUUAACCAACUCCAACAACACCAACAACAGAGCCAGCAGCAGCAGCAACAACAACAUCAGUCUCAAUACAAUAAUGUUUUAAGGCAAGGGUUAUAUGGGCAAAUGAAUUUUGGUGCGUCAACUUCAGUUCAAGCUAACCAGCAACAGAACCAGCAGAAUCAGCAGAUGGGCAAUCCCAAUUUAUCAAGGUCAGCUUUGAUUGGGCAAGGUGGUCAUUUGCUCGGUGGUGCAGCAGCUCAGCUUAGUUUGCAGUCUGCGCUUUUAGCUUCGCCGAGGCAAAAAGCUGGAAUGGUGCAAGGAUCUCAGUUUCAUCCAGGAAAUCCAACUGGGCAAUCUUUGCCAGGGAUGCAGGCAAUGGGGAUGAUGAAUUUGGGCUCACAACUAAGGGCUAAUGGAGCUCUUUAUGCACAACAGCGGAUAAAUCAGGGACAGAUGAGGCAGCAGUUAUCACAACAAACUCAACUGACAUCUCCUCAGGUUCAAAGCUUACCAAGAACAUCUCAAGCCUUCAUCAACUCUCAGUUAUCAGGGCUGGCUCAGAAUGGACAGGCAGGUAUGAUGCAGAACUCUCUCUUGCAGCAACAGUGGUUGAAGCAAAUGCCGUCCAUGUCUGGCCCAGGCUCACCCUCACUCCGCCUUCAGAGGCAAUCACAGGUCCUCUUGCAACAGCAACUGGCAUCUUCUUCUCAGUUGCACCAGAAUCCUAUGUCCUUGAACCCUCAACAUUUGUCUCAGCUCGUACAACAGCAGUCACAAAUGGGGCAUCCUCAAAUGCAGCAGCCACAGCAACACCAGCAACAGCAACAGCAACUACUGCAACAACAGCAGCUACAGCAACAUGCUCAACAACAAUUACAACCACAACAACCACCAUUGCAUCAACCCCAACAGCAGCAGUCUCCUAGGAUGUCUGGACCAGCAGGUCAGAAAACUCUCAGUUUGACAGGAUCACAGCCUGAUGCAACUGCAUCUGGUACAACCACACCGGGGGGAAGUUCGAGCCAAGGAACUGAGGCGACCAAUCAACUUCUUGGAAAGAGAAAGAUACAGGAUCUGGUUUCACAGGUUGAUUCGCAAGGUAAGCUUGAACCAGAAGUUGAAGAUCUACUUUUGGAGAUUGCUGAUGACUUCAUAGAUUCUGUGACUACAUUUGCAUGCAGUUUGGCUAAGCAUAGGAAAUCGUCAACAUUAGAGUCCAGGGAUCUCUUGCUACAUUUAGAGAGAAACUGGAAAUUGCCUGUUCCUGGAUUUUCAAGUGAAGAGCGGAAUCAAACAAGUCCAUUAUCAAGUGACCUCCACAAGAAGCGUCUUGAUAUGGUACGAGCGCUUAUGGAAUCAUCACAGCCUGAAACAAAUGCAAAUAAUCCUAAAGAAAUGAUACGGCAAGGGCUUGGUAACCCAGUCAGUGCAAACCAUUUAUCGAGACCUUCACCAGAUUCUGAGCAGUUGGUUUCACAAGCAGCUGGUUCGCAAAUGCUGCAGCAAAUAACUCGGUAAUAACCGACAGAAUUUGUCAUUCAUAAUGUGGACCCAAUUCAACCUGCCUGUCUAUCUGGAUAUCAUAGGUUAUAAUAUAUAGUUAAAACUGAAGCUUUUAAGCUGUAGUGGAUUGACAAAAAGAAAAGGUUGUAAUUACUUGGUAAGUAUCAGAGACAUGAUGGAAGUACAAAUGAUUUACACCAUUUGAUCAUCUAAUUUAUCAUUUUCUAUUCAUGAUUUCUGUUGGUAACUGGAUUUAGGUUAGUUUUCAUGAUUGUAGUUGAUCCCUCAUUUGGGUUUUAGACAAUAUAUAUAUAUAUAUAGGUUGUCAAAAGCACAUUGAUUCA